AUGACUGGUCCUUUUCGGACGGUGGAAGAGUUCGGUAAAGCCAUCGCACUUCGCUCCCAGAAGAUGUGGAGCAAAUCAAAUCGUCACAGUGUUCUCUCCGACUAUCUUGCUCGCCACCUCCUAUCAGCACUUCGCGAUCAUCCGCCCAUGUUCACCCACGGAGAUCCCUACCGAGGGAAUGUUCUGGUCAGAAGGGUCGUGACUCCUGUCACCAACGAAGAAGAGUAUGAAUGGAUUGAUGACUGGCCGGGGUAUGUGGAAAAGAUCCUCAAUCCCCUGCCGCUGGAGGGCGCCAUUAUGUGGGUUGUCUCUUAG
Molecule: messenger RNA, 315 nt
Organism: Aspergillus uvarum CBS 121591
Lineage: Eukaryota; Fungi; Ascomycota; Eurotiomycetes; Eurotiales; Aspergillaceae
Exons: 2
Coding region: 1-315 (104 amino acids)
Source: RefSeq, a predicted model, not a curated record